This is a messenger RNA of Neopsephotus bourkii (Bourke's parrot), 1907 nucleotides long. RefSeq names its product BTB/POZ domain-containing protein KCTD12-like. The transcript has 2 exons. The record is from RefSeq and is a predicted model, not a curated record. Gene Ontology annotation, biological process: protein homooligomerization; regulation of G protein-coupled receptor signaling pathway. Lineage: Eukaryota; Metazoa; Chordata; Aves; Psittaciformes; Psittacidae. Gene Ontology annotation, molecular function: protein binding. Bases 112 to 1002 code for a protein of 296 amino acids.
GGACCGAUCGGACUAGGGCUCGGCUCGGCACGGCCCGGAUCAGAUCGCACCGGUUCGACCCGGCCCGGGCCGCCCUGCGCUGCGGAGGUGGGAAGGCAGCAGUAGCUCACUAUGGCCCUGGCAGACAACACGGGCUGUGCCAAACCCAGCGAGGACUUCCCCUUCCCCGAGAUCAUUGAACUCAAUGUGGGUGGACAAGUGUACAUCACCCGCCACCCCACCCUGGUCAGCGUGCCCGGCUCGCUCCUCUGGGAGAUGUUCACCCAGAAGAACGUCCGCUCGCUGGCCCGGGACAGCAAGGGACGGUUCUUUGUGGAUCGGGAUGGGUUCCUCUUCCGCUACAUCUUGGAUUACAUGAGGGACCAGCAGCUGGUGCUGCCCGACCACUUCCCCGAGAGGAGCCGUCUGCAGCGAGAGGCAGAGUACUUCAUGCUGCCGGAGCUCGUGAAGAUGCUGGCCCCCAAGCUCAGCAAGCAGAACUCACUGGGAGAUGACCCAUGCCAAAGCGACCCCGAGGAGCUCUCCCCUAGCGCGGAUGCCACCCGCACCCUGACCUCUGCCAGCACCACGCUCCCCACCGCUGUGCCUGGUGGCCCCGGGGGUGCCGUCACCACCGGCGCGGGUGCUGCCAGCAGCGAUGUGCGCAGGGCAGGUUUUAUCACCAUCGGCUACCGGGGCUCCUACACCCUGGGCAGGGACAGCCAGACGGAUGCCAAGUUCCGCAGGGUGGCUCGGAUCAUGGUCUGCGGCAAGACCUCGCUGGCCAAGGAGGUCUUUGGGGAUACCUUGAAUGAGAGCAGGGACCCAGACCGGCCCCCGGAGAGGUACACGUCCCGCUACUACCUCAAAUUCACCUUCCUGGAGCAAGCCUUUGAUAAACUGGCUGAUGCUGGCUUCCACAUGGUGGCUUGCAACUCCACAGGCACCUGUGCCUUCGCCCAUGACCAGACAGAUGACAGGAUCUGGACCUCUUACACCGAAUAUGUUUUCUAUCGUGAGUGACACUGAAAAAACCCAACCCCACACACAUCAAGCACCAACUCUCCCUUUCCUCUCCUGUUUCCUAGAAGGUAGACAUCCAGCCCUGAAUCCCAGUGUCCUUUUGAGUUUGUUCUUGGGUUUUUCCCCUCCUCCUUCCUCCACGUUGAACCUGUCCAGCUCUCCCUUGUAGCCGUCAACCAUCAGCCUUCUUCCCUCUCUCCGACUUCUGCAGUAGCCGCCUGUAGCUCCCAACCCUCCCUGGAUGUGUGGACUUGGACACUGUUAUGUACUUGUCUUGGGUGGGAGGGGGGCAUACACCAGACUGUGCUCUGGGAUGGGAUACCUGCAGCUGGAUGAGCUUGUCCGUGUUGGACACUGAACUUGGCUCUCAUGCCCUGUGCGCCAGGAACAUGCUGCGUACACUGUAUGUGAUCUCCCGAGGGGUUCAAGGGAGAAAACGCUGGGUUAAGGACAUGCAAAAAGGUGGGAAGCAGCGAGGAGGGUGGGAGGGAGGGGGGUGGAUGGAAAGAUGCAGCCUCGCAGCAUGGAUAUAUUGCCAUUAGCCCAUGUAAGCAGCUUAGUGUUUAGACUUUCAGUGCUGGGGAAGGUUAGAUAAAGGCUCACCCUGUGUUUGCAGUUGGGAUUUGGAGUAUCGCUGCUGCUCUGGGAUGCCUUGGGGGGGUGUUUUGGGGGUGGGAGAGGGUGGAUAGACAGAUGCUCUGUUCAUGUAUAUGUGGAGGGAGGUGGGGGGAGUGGGGAGGGCUUUACACGCUGUAGGGUGUAAAUUGCUUAUACUUUGGAUGGUCUGUCAGAAAAAGUCCCUUCAUCUUUCCUUUGGAGUACAAUAGUGAUGUGAGGGACGGGGCUGGAUUGCUCUGGUGAGCAGCAGCCAUGACUUCACAGAUUAAAGGGAGUCUUUGCCCAAC